CUCAUCUUCCUCUCCUUCAUUCUAUCGAUUCCUUACGAAUCUUCUCCUUGUUUAUAUACUUAGAUUUUUCUGUUCUUUUUUGUUUUGAUUGGGUUUGAAUUAGUUAGAUCAAUGUGACGUGAUUUCUCUCCAAGGAAUCUUUUACUCAAUAAUGGAGCAAUCUGAAAUUGUGGUUGCAUAAUCCAUUAGUAAACGUCACAAAGCAAUAGGGUAAGCCUGAAGACGUUGAUGGAGCUCUAGGGCUUCUCCGUCUUUAGGUAUUUGCUAAUGGCUCUCAUAUUCCAUUGCCUUGCGGAGCGGCGUCGCUGCUUUUACCGUUUGGGACCGGCCAUGAGAUCUAUAUUCCUCUGUUUUUUUUGUUCAAUUUCGAUUUAUCUAAUUAGUUAAAGAGAUGGGGGAAGAAGCAGCGAAAACAGAGGAGAUAAAUUUCACAGAGGUGUGGACGACACAUGGGAGACCCCUUACAUUAUGCGGCUGGCUCUCUCAGCUGGUAUUGGAGGACUCCUCUUCGGGUACAACACGGGAGUCAUCGCAGGGGCUCUUCUCUACAUAAAAGAGGAGUUUGGUGACGUAGACAACAAGACAUGGCUCCAGGAGAUCAUUGUGAGCAUGACCGUGGCUGGAGCCAUUGUUGGAGCAGCUAUAGGAGGAUGGUACAACGAUAAGUUUGGUAGGAGGAUGUCCGUUCUUAUUGCGGAUGUGCUCUUCCUGGCGGGUGCCCUGGUGAUGGUGGUCGCUCAUGCGCCGUGGGUCAUCAUCCUCGGCAGACUCUUAGUGGGUUUUGGGGUUGGUAUGGCUUCCAUGACCUCACCACUUUACAUAUCUGAGAUGUCUCCUGCGAGAAUCAGAGGCGCCUUGGUCAGCACCAACGGACUUCUCAUCACCGGAGGACAGUUUCUGUCGUAUCUCAUCAACCUCGCCUUCGUCCAUACACCGGGUACAUGGAGGUGGAUGUUAGGAGUCUCGGCGAUUCCAGCAAUCAUUCAGUUCUGUCUCAUGCUAACACUACCAGAGUCUCCGCGGUGGCUCUACAGAAAUGAUAGGAAAGCCGAGUCAAGAGACAUCCUCGAGAGAAUAUACCCGGCAGAGAUGGUUGAAGCGGAGAUAGCUGCACUCAAGGAGUCUGUCCUGGCAGAGACGGCCGACGAGGAUAUUAUUGGCCAUACCUUCUCCGAUAAACUCAGAGGCGCUCUCUCAAAUCCAGUUGUCCGCCACGGCCUGGCCGCUGGUAUCACUGUCCAGGUCGCCCAGCAGUUUGUGGGAAUCAACACAGUCAUGUACUACAGUCCCACUAUUCUGCAGUUUGCAGGUUUUGCAUCCAACAAGACAGCCAUGGCUCUUGCUCUCAUAACCUCCGGUCUCAAUGCAGUGGGGUCGGUAGUAAGCAUGAUGUUUGUAGACCGUUAUGGUCGGCGCAAGCUUAUGAUCGUUUCCAUGUUCGGGAUCAUAUCUUGUCUUGUCAUGUUGGCUGCCGUCUUCAAUGAAGCCUCAAACAACGCUCCCAAGAUCGAUAAGAGAGACUCCAGAAAUUUUGCUCGAAAUGCUACUUGUCCCGCAUUUGCCCCAUUCACAGCCUUCCGUGCUCCUCCCUCCAACUGGAACUGUAUGAAGUGUCUUAGAUACGAUUGCGGAUUCUGCGCCAACGGAGCAUAUGAGUACGCACCUGGAGCCUGCGUUGUUCAGUCUGCUGAUAUGAAGGCAUUGUGCCACUCUAAAGGUCGAACCUUCUUCAAAGACGGAUGCCCCAGCAAGUUCGGGUACCUGGCCAUCGUCUUCCUCGGCCUUUACAUCAUUGUGUACGCGCCCGGUAUGGGCACAGUUCCAUGGAUUGUCAACUCAGAGAUCUAUCCUCUUCGCUACAGAGGGCUUGCGGGAGGAAUCGCUGCAGUCUCAAACUGGAUGUCGAAUCUCGUCGUGAGUGAGACGUUCCUGACACUGACGCACGCGGUCGGGUCAUCAGGAACUUUCCUUCUAUUUGCAGGGUCCUCAGCAAUCGGGCUGUUCUUCAUCUGGCUACUUGUGCCUGAGACCAAAGGGCUUCAGUUUGAGGAAGUGGAGAAGUUGUUAGAAGGAGGGUUUAGGCCUAGUUUGCUGCGGCCGACGACCAGGGAAAAUCAAGUGUUAACGCCUUAGCAGGUUUCUCUUGUCUUUUUGGUUUUGGGAAUCGAAGAAAUAUGAGUCGUGAUCAUCCUUUUGCUUAUUGAAAGUUUGAGAUUUGAUGGUUUCUUAUUGAUUCACUUUGAAUUAAAGUGAGAUCAGAAACUUAAUUUAUGAAUCUCGUUGUAGACUCAAGAUUAAGGGCUUGGUCUAACAAUGUUGUGUAUCUGUAACCUAAUCAAUUUCAUUGUGUCAU
Molecule: messenger RNA, 2353 nt
Organism: Arabidopsis arenosa
Lineage: Eukaryota; Viridiplantae; Streptophyta; Magnoliopsida; Brassicales; Brassicaceae
Source: the annotation of a GenBank genome assembly